Poecilia latipinna (sailfin molly) is the source of this 8846-nucleotide messenger RNA. It is a transcript of the gene ammecr1, whose product is annotated as AMMECR nuclear protein 1. Lineage: Eukaryota; Metazoa; Chordata; Actinopteri; Cyprinodontiformes; Poeciliidae. The transcript is spliced from 6 exons. Bases 1027 to 2016 code for a protein of 329 amino acids. The record is from RefSeq and is a predicted model, not a curated record.
AGAUCGUUUUCUGAAUCCGGUUCCGGCGUGCCGACGACACCGAUGCCCGUGCCCACUGACUGAUCGCAAGGCUUUUUACCCGAUCAGCACAGAACUGUAGCAGCUGACAGGCGGAUGCGGAGGGAGGGUUGCCAGACCCGGCGGAAUUCUCACGGUCCGCGGACUAGAAGGCUCUUCUGUCCGGAUGACAGCCUCCCAACAAACAUAUGCUGAAAACUUUCAGCUGUCCGUUUGACGCGGGGUGUUAUUUAGAUUUACAACCCGGUCCGAGAAGCAGUCAUGAUGCAGGUGCAAACUGUGGGCUAACGGUACUGAAAUGACUUGUUCGGCGCUGACGCGAUUCGUUGUGCCAUGCCAACCCCGCAUUGUCAGUUGCCAUUUUACUCUGCGUUUCCCCGGCGUUUGGGUUUCCAUUAUUCUGGGCCUGUUGUAUAAUUAGAAGUUCAUGAGGCAGUAGCAAACAAGCUGGUGCAAUGAGAAGCUACGCUGUCCGAGGAAAAGUGCGCAGUUUGUGCUGAAGCUUAUGGGUCCUGCGUACUCGAGCCCCCGGCUUCCAGUUGGAGAGGUGUGCUGCAGGACUACAGCGCACUGGCUGUCGGCUACACAUCUGGACCGCCUGACUGCUGUCAUCUGCGGCCUGAUCGGACGGUGUACUCCUUGAACUUGUGUGUUUUAAGGGGGAACUGAGUGAGGUCGCUUUGGGCGGUGUCGUAUUAGCAAGGAGGGGUGUAUAUUUGGCUCGGACUUGGGGUGGUGAUCCACUGGAACACCACAGUCCAAACCCUGACUGGCUGACUACUCAAGGAAUAAACGGCUGUCCAGCUAUGAAUUUUGCGUAGCCGAGUCACGCAUUUUUAAAGGCAACGCUAGAGUGACAUUGCAGUCUUCUCGCCACAUUGGUUAUUUCUUUGCCAGACUAAAAAAAAUAAAAGAGUGAAAGUGGAGUAUUGUCCGUCGUACGUCUCAACGCAGUGGGAUUUCUACGUCUGGUCGGCGUUCCCCCCCACCCUUCCCGCGGUGACGGUUAUGGGUCGGAAGCGGUGUGUCGGUGCAGAUUGUUCCAAGAUGGCGGCCGGGUGCUGCGGGGUGAAGAAGCAGAAACUGUCGGGAUCUCCCGGGUCGGGGGGUCCCGGCGGGGUGGGGGCGGGAAGCGGGGUGGCAGGAACCGGACAUUGUGGCUCGGAGUUGGGGAUUGGCUCCUCCGCGACGGUUGCAGCAACGGCGAACGUGAGCAGAGCCAACGGCCUGGGGGGACCCGGAGGUAGCGUUAGCGGUAGCAGCGGCGGCACAAACGCUCUGUCCCCUGCCCCGGCCGGCUACUCAACAUCCGGCCUCUCCCCGAACCUCAGCCCAGGACCAGGUUCGGGAAGUGGCGGCAGAAAAAUGGUCGUCUCAGCAGAGAUGUGCUGCUUCUGCUUUGACGUGCUUUAUUGCCAUCUGUACGGAUACCAACCUCCGAGAACACCCAGGUUUACAAACGAUCCCUACCCGCUGUUUGUCACAUGGAAAAUAGGCAGAGACAAACGGUUGAGGGGUUGUAUAGGUACAUUUUCUGCCAUGAAUCUGCACUCAGGACUCAGGGAGUACACCCUUACUAGUGCCCUUAAAGACAGCCGCUUCCCCCCUAUGACAAGGGAUGAGCUGCCUCGCCUCUUCUGCUCAGUGUCUCUUCUCACCAACUUUGAAGACGUCGGUGAUUAUCUCGACUGGGAGGUGGGUGUUCAUGGUAUAAGAAUAGAGUUUUUCAAUGAAAAAGGAUCAAAGCGCACCGCCACCUACCUGCCAGAGGUUGCAAAGGAGCAAGGUUGGGACCACAUUCAAACCAUAGAUUCCUUACUACGAAAGGGAGGUUACAAAGCUCCCAUCACAAAUGACUUCAGGAAGACCAUUAAGUUAACCAGGUACCGUAGCGAGAAGAUGACGAUGGGUUAUGCAGAGUACAUCGCCCACCGCCAGCACCAUCACUACCAGAACGGCAUCGGGCACCCGGUGCCGUCGUAUAACCAUUAUUCCUGACAGCGAGCCGCAUGACCAAUCAUUGGACCUCUCCGCGGACCUUUUCCCAGGAGAGCCCGCCCCCUCCUGGUCUAGCUAUUUCUACUACUGUACCAUUUUAUGAUGUUAGUUUCCGUUGCCGUGCUGGCCGUCUCACAGACGUUGACAUGGCAACGGGUGGCAAUGAAGCAUCGUUCGAUUAUGGCGAGAAAACCAUGUUCCUUUUGUUUGCCCGUGGUUGAGCUUUUGCAGCAUAUGUAUACCUAUAUCUAUAACCCCCUCCUUCCGGCCCCCUCCAUUCGUUCAUAUUAUUUUGGAAAAAAUAACCAAUAUUAGAUUUUCAUUAAUAUUGCGUCUUUCAGCAAAGCUAAUCAGGUGUUUGAUUCUGUGGAUGGAAGCGAGUCUCCUUGGGUGGAUUUAGGCUUUGCUACACUUUUACAUUUACUAACCCUUUUUAUUUUUAUCGUCUAACUUGUCGUUUCUUUUACUUCACUAUCCAGACGUGUAAUAUCAUGUAGCAAAGGCAAAACUGCAGUUCCAAAAGGCUGUGUCCUCACUACUUUCAAUUCCUCUCAAAAACUUGACUGCCGAGUCGUGCUGGCCUUGUAAACGCUCGUCGUGUCGUAGUUGGAAUUCGUACGCGGGAUACUCCAAAGUGUAGAUAGGAUUGUGACGCCUUUUGAUCGGCUUUUGCUGAUGCGGUUUAUUGAUUUGCGUCACAAUUGUGUGUGUGUGUGUGUGUGCGUGUGUGUGUGUGUGUCACUGUGUGUGGAUUAUAGGCUCCACUUUGUCACAAGAUGGAAAACCAGUAGAAUAAAUUAGACAUUGGGUUUCAGCUACAGGUUCAGCUGCAUUUGUUUGACUUUACGUAAAAUUUUAAACUUAUUUCCGAGGGUUCAUUUAGACUUAAGAAGGUAGAAGAACAAAAAGAUGUACAUGAAGCUUUUGUUUAAUUAAAAAAGUGAGUGUUUCUUUGUUUUAUAUAUUUUUUUUUCUGCGUUUACUGACGGGGAGUCGCGCGAUAGGGACUUGCUAAAACAAUUUAAAGCCAUACUCUAUCUCCCACAGUUUUGUCCGUUAUCAGUGGCGUUGGGUGCUAAAAUGUUGAGACGUUGCUUCAGCCCAAAACCCCGACGCUUCACUUAGUUCCUCGUGUCAUCGUGAAAACUUCGUCUUGCAUUUUCCGAUUAUUAACCAUCGUCCCGCAGAGUACGACGUAUGUUUUAAGAAGAAAGAAAAAAAAGUCGCACACAAACAGAAGUGAUCUUAUUAACAUGUUUGUGUCAUUUAGAAGUGCAUGUCAUAGUGUGUAGUCGUGGAUAUGGCGCCGCCGCUGUUCCCCCUCACUCCCGUUGAUCCGCGUGCCCGCAGCACAGGGAAUGUUCUAGUUUCUGUCUGUUUCAAUCAGAGGGUUACAGGAAGUGUAAUUUUCUUUUUUUGUUUUAGAAAAAGAAAAAAAAAAAAAAAAGCCAGGGCUUUGUAAAGCCAGUUCUUAUCCAAAUAUUACCCAGGUGUGACUUCGAUCCACACACACUGCUAGUUAGGCGUACUUCAACGAAUGUUCGAUCUGUCGAGGAUCGCCAAGUUGUCGGUCUGCGUGUUUCUUUUGCAAACUGGAAUUUUAUUGUUUGUUUUUGUUUGUUUUUUUGAGAGAUUCUUGUUGCUUGACCAACAUCUUCUGUCGUAACAGCCUUUUUGUAACUGACAGGUUUUUUCUUUUUUCAUAAAUUCUUUUCCUUUAUGCAAAAAUGUCAAGGGCUUUCGGCAAUCCAUCCACAGUAACCCGAAACGAUCCAGAUUUCCAGUUGUGUUGCCUUAAGUUUUUUUUUUUAUAAAAAGAAAAAAAAAACAACAACAAAGAACGACGGACCAGGAGAAAGUCGUUCUGAGUGCAUCCUCUACUUGAACGGCGUACAGGCACGCUUGUCGUCCGGGAGACUCCGCGUGCUUCGCUCCAUAUCCUACGCGUGGAUUUCACAUAAUCAACGUUAAAGUCGGGCACCGUUAAAGUUCCAACCACCAGGGGUCAGCGUUGCGGCCGUAGGAAACCGUACCGUACACUACCACAGCAGAAGAAGCCGCAGUCAGGCGCCUUCUCUCCUGGUCCGUCGGCUACAGCACAACCUGAAUUUUUCUCUGCUGCAAAACCAAAUUGACCAUGCUCUUUUACAUAUAUGUCUUUGUAUACACAUGCAAUGUAUUUAGUUGCAUGUAUGUAUGAGUAUGAGACCUAUGGUUUUAUCCAUGAUAUGCUUGAUCUAUGGCUUAGACACUCUUAUUAACCAUUAAGAGAUUUAAAAGACAAAUAUGGUGCUAUCGGACCUCAUAUUGGGGUGGUCACAUCUCGUGACUGGUCAUGCGGACUCAUUGAUCAUAUCAUAUAUAUACUUAAUGAUGCGACAUGUAAGAUUUUCUCUGGAGUUGCGUUGCUGUGCGAUCCAAGUCGUGGUGAAGGAUCCGACGCGGACGGAAAGCUUUUUGUUGAGGUGGACUUGGGUGAUUUUUUUUUUUUUUUCCUUUGGGGUGUUGGAUCAAUUCCACUCUGGGAAAACUGACAUUCUCUCUCGUAAUGAAGAAAGACUCCACAGGCGCUAUGGAAUGUACUGUUAACGGUCACCAGGGGAAUUGAACAGCGAUGUGUAAUAGGAGAAAAUCCUACAUGUUAACCUUUUUACAAUCCUUGAUAUAUGCAGAUCUGUUCAACAGGUGUUUUUUUUUUAUUUGUUUUUACAUUUAUGUUGUUUUUUUUUUCCCUACCAGUGCAAGUCAACACUUUGCAGGUUUGAAAGGACAAGAAGUCACACAUUUUACCUUCUGUCCCUUGAUUACUCCCUUCACUGUGGCCCAACCUCAUGGCCUCGUUUGUCAACGUGUGAUGCAUGUCGUUCACUGGCGAGAUGGCGGGAAGAUCCGAGGUUCCCGUUUUAUUUUAUUUUUUUACUUUUUUUUUUCUCUUUUUUGGGAGGCUUUUUAGCUGCUGAAUCAGCUAACCACCUCCAAAAGGGCAACAUUUAAGACGUUAACUAGCAUUAGGUCCUGUUGAGGUCGUUUCAGCCUCUCUUUAUUGAAAUUUACCUCUACAGAGACAUAGAUUUUAAUUUUUUUUUUUUUUUAUCUUUUCUUUUCCAGUGCGUGUCCGCACUGGUCCGACAUUUUCGAAUCACUGAUACCUCAAGUAAUUGCAAGGAACGACAUCGGUAGACUGUUGUAGCAGAUCGCGUGUUUUGGUUCCCAUACCAGGGUUUGGAGUUCAGCCUCGGCAUUCCCCGCGCGGCCGCCCCCAGCGCCGCGCCGCGCGGCGUGCUCAAGCUCUUUGUUACCUUCGUAUGUUCGACCGAACCAAAGAUGCCAGCGGCCAUGCUCAGAUGCUGCUUUUUUUCAGGCCUGGCUUCCUGUCCUUCCAAAAACAAGCCCUGCUCGUAACUAAAUGUUCUUCUUUUUGUCUUUUUUUUUUUUUUUUUUGUGCGAUUUGUGACUUGUUAAGCAACCCAGUUCUUCAGUGAAUUGUCAUUCUUUCCGUCUCUGAAGCCGUUUGUGGCGUCAAGAUGGCGAAAAAUGGGUGCAAAUUGUUACUUGUUUUAUUAUUAUUGCUAUAAUUUCUUUCUUUUUUUUUUUUUUUUUUUAAAUGAAAAUCCCAUGGUGUGCCUCCUAGCUUUAUGGGUUUAUAAAUGUUUGUUUUCCCCCUAAAGACCAGCAGUUAUACUUUGUAUAAAAUAUGGAUUUUUUUCCUUAUUUUUUUUAUGCCAUUAAAGAUGAAAAAGCCUGUUUUCUUUACUCGACCCAGUAGCUGCACUGGUAUACAAUCGCACUGAUAGAAAAAUCAAAAUAAAAAGGAAAAAAAAGAGAAAUAAGUGAAUCAAUAAUAAUAAUGAUAAUGACAAAUAAGAACUACAAUAAACUUGUGUUUAAAGCUUUUAUUAAAAAAAAGUAAAAAAACAAACAAAAAAAGACUAUUAAAAAAAGAGAAAAGACUGUUUUUGUACAUCAAAAUAAAUUUUUUUCAAAGGAAUAUUUUGGAUCUAGUUUCAAAAUUAUUUUAGUGGUUUUCUAUGUUCUGAAAAUUUUUGAGACACACUUCUGAGACGUGUCGCUGUAUAAAAUGACUUUCUUUUGCAGUGGCCUGAUGGGCUGGGAGGGUUACCUGGUGUAACUCCUCAUACCAACUUUUAUUUCCUUUGUCAAUUUUUGGAUCUUUUUUUCCCUCUCUCUCUCUCUCUGCUUUAGUACUCUGAAAAAUUGUUGAUGGGGAAAAAAAAAAAUUAUGAACUGGGAACUUUUAAUUCCAUCCCUGUAGAGCUAGAAUCCCUCUUCCUUUCCAACUGAAUUGCUGUUUAGUGUGACGGAACUCCGAAACGGGCAUUUAUGAUCGUAUGACUCCAAAAGAAAAUUAAAAAAAAAGUACAUAACGCAAAAAAAAAAGGUUAAAAAAAAUAAAAUUGUGAAGAAGGCUGAAAGAACAUAUAUCGAUGGGUUAUCUAUAAGAAAUGGCUGUGAAGAUAAUGUAGUUUUAAACAUUGUUACCUUUUAAAAUCAUUUAUUCAAUAAAAAAAAACCCCUCCAAAUCAGCUAAAAACGUGUCGUUCCUCUUGUUUUGCAGCACUUCUGCCCAUGAGGCAGGGGAGAGGUGGGUUGGAUGAAAUGUUACUUUUUCCAGUUGCUGUUUAAGCAGCUUCACAGCAGGAAGUUUACCAUUUUUAGUUUACUAUCAAAAUGACAGCCGAGUCUUAACAAGGUAUGUAUUGAUCAAAAUGUAUUGCAGAUAAAACUCUUGAAGCUUUAAAGAAGUGGUGGGCUUGAUGUGAAACUGAUACAUGGGUUAAAAAAGGUUGGUGAAAACAAACUGAGUGGGAAGAGACCAGCAAAACUUUGACUUUCACUUAAUUCUGUCUGAAAACCUUCAUUUGCUUUUGCCUUAACUGACUUAUUUUCAUUCACUUUAAAAUGGUCAUGUUAUUCAUAUUAUGAUGGUGUACUGAAAUACCAGGUAAACCUUUCCUUCAAUUUCCAUAGCUUAGUUAUGUUACUGUUAGCUAAUGCAUGCUAACAUGCAAUUCAUCUGUUUUAUGAAGUGGCCCAAUGUAAAUCUGAAUCAUUUUGUAAAUUUGAAAAUAUAUUUUUCUUUGUAAGCUGGAAUUAAAAUCCCAAUCUUCAGCAGCUGUGUGGAGAUUUAGACCUGGUGUGUCGUCAAGGAGACGGAUUGGGAAUAUAUGUCAGGAAGUAGUUUCCUACUUUAUUCACAUUCAUGACUGAGUGCAAUUCUCGAACUUUUACUGAUUUUUACUCCAUGAACGUGACAAACACCUGUAUUAGGUUAUUCUACCUGAUUUUAAGAAGUUAGUGAACAAACGGCGUGAUUUCAUUCCGAGACCCAAUCUAAUUACAGUUUUUCACCCACAUUUUCUGAAUGCAUGCCUCAAACUCUCAGAACUCUACACACAAAAAAGAAAAUUCACAAUGAGAAAAACCCUUCAAUUCUCCUGCUAAAUGAAAAUUUUACAUUCAAAACAUGUUAUAUCUUCUUCAAAUGAUUUGUUUUCAGUAAAAAAUAGAGUAGGAGAAAUAUCCGACUUUAAAUUAGACUAUCACAGAACAUAAAUACAAAAAAAAAAAAUGUACACAAGGAAAACUUUGGCCACUGGAAAUCCCUUUAAUUGUUGCCACAACACACAUCUGAACUUUGAGGUACAAAAGUUUCUCCUCUCCCCUUUUGAUCCUGAAAUAAAGACAAUGCUACAGUUACACGAACCACCUCAGACUUGAAAUGAAAUAUACAUACGAGUGAAAUUUUCCUAUAAUAGGUGUUGAUUUAACGACAUGAAUUUUCAAGGUACACAUUUUUAUGCAUGAUUUGUUACAGUAGGAGCAAGAGUUUCUUUCAAGUGUCUUGAUACAUAGAGAGCCUGGUAAAAGUAUUCACACCCCCAUUGCACUUGUUCACGAUCCGUGAUACAUCUUAUGUGAUCAAAUUCACAAUUACUGUGAAGUGGAAGGAAAAAUGACACAUGGUUAUAAUAUCUAGGUUGUAAAAUACAGCACAGCUGCACCCAGACACAACCGUCCACCUCCUUUGCUGAAAAAUGAGAUGAACGGUUCUGUUUUGGGGAUUACUCUGGAAUGUCUGGAGAUUAUUGUGCAAAGAAGGAUUCUUUACAAAAAAUUAUGGAAAACCCUGAGCAUCUUCUUCAUGGAACUGUUAAACAAAAAACAGCAGAGUUUUCAGACAGAGGCUUCUUCUGAGCCGCUGCAAUACAGACUGCUACAGGCUUCAGACUGCUUUGCUGAAUACUGUCCACUUUGGGCUGCUUAGGUGUAGCUGUGCUACACUCUUUCCUCUUUUGGGCAAUGGAUUAGCAUAAAACCGUAAGAACUACAAUCUGUUAUCUUGGGCACCGGAAUAAAGAAACCUUCACACAAACGCAUGCAAAACCAGAAAUUACCAUCUGUCAUAAUGACGGCCUUAUAAAAGUCAUCGAAAUGUGGAGGUGGUAGCAUGAAACAUGAGGAAAAGGUUCAAGGGACAUGAAUGCUUUUGCAAAGACCUUCAGUUCCAGAUCUGCCUGCCAUUGGCAAUUUUUUUAUUCCUAACAAUGUUCUCAAGGUUAAACCUUGACGAAUAUAGUCAAACAACACGAUAAAAACAACACACACACACACAGAAAUGAAACAAGUCCCACCCAUUCACUCAUUAUUCUUCACUUCAACCUGCAGCAUGUAAGAAGUCCUUCAUGCCUCCUGAUUAUCAUAACUGGAAUGCAUUGAACAGGCUGGAAACUGAAAGAUAAAAGCCACUUACAAAAAUUAUUUCCUAUCCUGAUCACAUACGGUUUUUUUUUCUUCAUUCAUAAAAAACA